This is a messenger RNA of Thermothielavioides terrestris NRRL 8126, 2460 nucleotides long. RefSeq lists its product as uncharacterized. The record is from RefSeq and is a predicted model, not a curated record. Bases 164 to 2350 code for a protein of 728 amino acids. Gene Ontology annotation, molecular function: U3 snoRNA binding; rRNA binding. Lineage: Eukaryota; Fungi; Ascomycota; Sordariomycetes; Sordariales; Chaetomiaceae. Gene Ontology annotation, biological process: maturation of SSU-rRNA from tricistronic rRNA transcript (SSU-rRNA, 5.8S rRNA, LSU-rRNA). Gene Ontology annotation, cellular component: small-subunit processome; nucleolus. The transcript is spliced from 3 exons.
GGCAGCUGGCCAUUCCGCAAGGCUGAAAGAUUUCAUCAAGUCUCAUUCCUCAUUCUCAUUUCACCUAUCUUUUUUUGUCAGAGGGACCGCAACCCGCACACUGACAUCUGAGGCCGAAACGGCCUCCAAAUUCGACACAGCGUGAAACAAUAACUCUAGUGCGAUGGCACCAGAUGGCCGGGCCGGGUUCCGCGGCGGGUCGAGGGGGAGGGGAGCAUUGAGAGGCAGAGGAGCAGGACCAGGACGGGGAAAGCGACGGGGAAAAGCCACGGCUCAAGAGCCGCCAAGUGCCCGGUUUCAUCAUGCCCGGUUGGCAUCGCAAGACGAGUCGGAGGACGAGGCUGGGGAGGCGUCCGAAGAUGAAUCUGACGUCGGCGCCAUGGAGUCGGGCUCGGAAGAUGAGGAGGAGCAAAAACAGCCUGCUCAACCCUACAUGAGCUUGAUGCGCAGCCUCGUCGAAAGUGCGCCUCAUAAGGCAAAGCGGCGGAAAUUGGACCAUGCUCCGGACGAUGACAAGGUGGCGUCGAAGCCAGAACCUACGGUUGAGCCCGCUAAAGACGAGGAGGGAGAGGAGGAGGAGCGUGACGUCGACUUAGUCGAGGAGCCGGAGGAGGAUCCGGCGGAUGCACCGCCCGAAGACCUGUUCGAUGAGGACGACAACCUGGACAGCUCCGACCCGUUCGAGGUGCACUUUGCCGACCCCAAAGAGGACGAGUUCCAGCCGAGGUUGAAGGCAGUCCAGGCCGGCAAGUGGCGCACGGAACGGGCAGCCGCCAAGUCGACGCGCAUCUUCCUCAGCGUCCCCGACGUCGGCGAUGCUGAAGGGAAGUCGUUGCCUGCACCUGUGUCGACAUUAUCCGAUCUCAAGCUCAAGAAGAGACUGCAUGAGGCUCUGGCGCCCAAGCACGCCAAGUUCGACGAGGUCGAGCAGACAAUAGCGCCGAUGCUAUUCAACUACCAGGACCUGCUCUACUGCAACCGCACCGUUUCUGGGUCACAGAGCGUCAGGAGGAUGGUCUGUCUCCACGCGCUGAACCACAUCUUCAAGACGCGUGACCGGGUUAUUAAGAACAAUGCGAGGAUAGCCCGGACUGAGGGCAACGAAGAUCUGGAGCUGAGAGACCAGGGCUUCACGCGCCCCAAGGUGCUGAUGAUCCUGCCAACGCGGCAGUCCUGCGUCAAGAUGGUGGACAUGAUCGUCUCCAUCUGCGAGCCGGAUCAGCAGGAAAACAGGAAGCGGUUCGCAGACGGUUACAUCGACAAACAAUCCAAGUUCUCGGACGACAAGCCGGAGGACUUCAGAGACCUGUUCUCGGGUAACGACGACGACAUGUUCCGGCUGGGCCUGAAGUUCACUCGAAAGACGAUCAAGUACUUCUCGCAGUUCUACAACUCGGACAUCAUCUUUGCCAGCCCGCUGGGCCUCCGCAUGGCCAUCGGCUCCGAAGAGGAGAAGAAGGUUGACUUCGACUUCCUCAGCUCGAUCGAGCUCGUCAUCGUCGACCAGGCCGACGCACUGCUGAUGCAGAAUUGGGAGCACGUCGAGUUCAUCUUCGAGCACCUCAACAUCCAGCCCAAGGACGCCCACGGCUGCGACUUCAGCCGCGUCCGCAGCUGGUACCUGGACGACCAAGCCAAGUACUUCCGCCAGACGGCCAUCUUCAGCGCCUUCAACACGCCCGAGCUGGCCGAGCUGGUCCGCGCGCACUGCCACAACUGGGCCGGCAAGGCCCGGCUGCAGCAGGAGUGCCCGGGCGUGAUCCAGCACCUCGGCGUGAAGGCGCGCCAGACGUUCAGCCGCUUCGAGGCGGCCUCGAUCGCGGCCGACCCGGACGCGCGGUUCGCCUACUUCACCAAGGCGAUCCUGCCGGUGCUGGCGAAGCACAAGGCGCGGGACGCCGGCGGCACGCUCGUCUUCAUCCCGUCGUACCUCGACUUCGUCCGCGUGCGCAACUACUUCGCCAACAACCCGGCCGCCGCGCACAUCAGCUUCGGCGCCAUCUCCGAGUACACCGACGUGCCCGAGGCGAUGCGCGCCCGGUCGCACUUCCUCACGGGGCGCCACAAGGUGCUGCUGUACACGGAGCGCGCGCACCACUUCCGCCGGUACCAGAUCCGCGGCGUCCGGCGCGUGGUCAUGUACGGGCUGCCGGACAACCCGCUCUUCUACCGGGAGAUCGCGGGCGGCUGCCUGCAGAAGAGCGAGCAGGCGCUGCUGCUGGAGCCCGGGCAGGGGGCGGUGCGGGUCAUGUUCUCCAGGUACGACGUGAUGAAGCUGGAGCGGGUCGUCGGCACGGCCAGGGUGGGCAAGAUGAUCCACGAGCAGGGCGAUACCUUUGAUUUUGUCUAGGCGGGGUUUUCCGUGGGAAUGCGUGUGUUGAAACAGCUAGUAGAUUGAUGGUGCAAACGGUCUGCCCGGGACGCCAAAUUGGAAAGAAAGAGGGAAAAAACCGCCAUGGC